GGCUCCAAGUAAAAUACAAGGUUGCCCUAUCUCUGUCCAAAACCUUAAACCCUCCGGAAUUCUGCAACCUAGAACAGAGCAUGGUGCACUGUUCGACUACGAAGAACAACCCACCAACAACGUUUGCAAUCGAAAAUCCAAACCCUCUUCCCAGACACACAGAGAGCUUGUUUGAAUGCUGCGUAGAAUCGCUUCUCUCUCUCGUCUUCGUCAUCUCCAACAACACAUGGGUACCAUCUCUAUUGCAAGGUACAAUGACUACCAUAGUGCAAAGACAAACAUCAAUGAGACUGAGAGGCACAACAACAAACAGUUCCUGGACUUCAUGAGAGACAACUGCAAGAAAGGUAAAGUGCGAAACCUCGAUCAGGCUUUGAAUUUGUUUCAUUUUAUGGCUAAAAUGAAGCCUUUGCCGUCCGUAGCGGACUUUACUUUGUUGUUGGGGGAGAUUGUCAGGAUGAAGCAUUACACAACUGCUAUAUCUUUAGUUAAGCACAUGUGUUAUCCGCUUCGGAUUAAGGUUGAUACGUUUACUCUUAAUGUUGUCAUCAAGUGUCUUUGCCGUUUGAAUUUGGUUCGUUUCGGGUUCUCGGUCUUGGGGACUAUGUUCAAGCUUGGCUUGGAGCCUUCUGUGGUGACUCAUACUAUUCUCAUUGAUGGGCUUUGUGGUAAACGCGAUAUGGCUCAGGCGGUGGCGUUGGCUGAUCAUGUUGAGAAGAUGGGAUUUCUGUCGGAUAUUAAGAUGUAUGGUGUGUUGGUUAAUGGGUUUUGUAAGAUGGGUGACACUUCAAUGGCUGUUGAAUGGUUAAGGAAGAUGGAAGAAAGGAAUUUGAAACCUAAUGUGGUGGUUUACAGCACAAUUGUGGAUAGUUUGUGCAAGGAUGGAUUGGUAUCUGAGGCUUUUAAUUUGUGCUCAGAGAUGAGUAGCAAAGGUAUUCGGCCUAAUCUUGUCACUUACACUUGUUUGAUUCGAGGUCUUUGCAAUUUCGGACGGUGGGAGGAGGCCAGCUUGCUAAUGGAUGAGAUGAUGAAAACGGGUAUGAUGCCAGAUUUGCAGCUGCUUAAUGUUUUAGUGGAUGCUUUUUGCAAAGAAGGGAAAAUUAUGAUGGCAAAAGGCGUGAUUGGCUUUAUGAUUCGGAGAGGGAAGGGGCCAGAUGUCUUCACCUAUAAUUCAUUGAUUGAUAGAUAUUGUUCGGAAAAUAAAAUGAAUGAGGCCAUGGGAGUGUUUAAUUUAAUGGUUAGUAGGGGCUGUUCACCAGACAUGGUAGCUUAUACUACACUUUUCCAUGGAUGGUGUAAGAAUAAAAACGCUAAUGAGGCUAUGCAUCUCUUGGAUGAAAUGGGUAAGAUGGGAUUCACUCUUGAUCUUGUCGGUUGGACCACUCUUAUUAAUGGGUUUUGUCAAGUAGGUAAACCAUUAGCUGCAAAAGAACUGUUUCUCAAUAUGCACAAAUAUGGCCAAGUUCCCAAUCUCCAAACUUGUGGCGUCAUAUUGGAUGGCCUAUGUAAAGGGAAUCUUUUUUCUGAGGCACUAUCAUUAUUUGAGGCAAUGGAGAAGAGUAAUUUGGAACUUAAUAUUGUGAUUUAUAGUAUUUUGCUUGAUGGAAUGUGCAGUGCUGGAAAACUGAAUGAUGCAUGGGAACUGUUUUCUUCUUUGCCUUCUAAAGGCUUGCAAAUAAAUGUUUAUACUUAUACCAUUAUGAUAAAAGGUUUCUGUAAACAAGGACUUUUGGAUAAAGCUGAAGACCUACUUAUGAAAAUGGAAGAGAAUGGCUGCCCACCAGAUAGCUGCUCUUACAAUGUCUUUGUUCAGGGAUUGCUGAGAGAAAAGGACAUUGCAAGGUCAAUCAAAUACCUAACAAUAAUUGCUGACAAAGGUUUUUCAGUAGAUGCUUCCACCACAGAAAUUAUUUUUGACUACUUAUCUACUAGUGAAGGAGACAACGGAUUUCGAGAAUUUUUACGCCCUAAAAGAUAACACAUUUCAAGAGCUUCAGUAGAUGUUUAUUUAAAUACAGCCUCACAAUUUCCUCCAUAUUCAAUAAUCUGUAGCAUGUGGCACCAGAGUGAGAGUGGGCAUAGGCUUCAAAACUUGCAUUUUGUAUACAAGACUGUCACUGUUUAAGCCCUUCCACUUGACAUUUCUCUGAUCAGGAGUGUUGGUCUGUACAAUUGCAUCAGAGCCUCUACAACAACGUAAUUAUGAGUUGGAUCCUCAUUGCCUUCACACUUCUGAAGUUAUAUUUGAGCCCAAAAGCAUCUUCACAUUUUAAUGAUUGAGAUAAAGUACUCAGAAGAUUGCAAACUGAGGCAUCAUUUAACAGGAUUAAGACACUACAAUUUCAGCUCUAGGCAGGUUUUAUGGAGGUGACUAGAUGGGUUCUGCUUGAAACGAUGCUCCAUAACGCUGGUUACGGAAUUCUGUGAAAUCGAUGCUGACUCCUCUUAUUGGCUUAGUGAUAGGGUGAAGGUGUGAUCUUGUCCCCUUGAAGUUUUUGUCUAGUUCUCUUGUCUAUAUCCAAAACAUUCAGUAACACUUUGCAUAGUCUUGCUUAAUGCUUAUGUACUUGUGGUUAUUUUAGUUAUGCUAACAUUUAAUACUUGUGCUUCUCUUUUAGUUUUAUAUAUUUACCGCCUUAUGCUUAAUGUUACAUAGUCUUGCUUCAAUUUGAAGCUAAAGAACAGUUUUCUUGUGCCAAGGACCAGUAUGAAAGUCCUUGAAGAAGAGCAUGUUAUACAUUUAGUCAGCACUGAGAUUAACAAAAUGCUGUUCACAAAUCAUGAUUUGCAUUAUGAUAAAUGAGCUUACCUUAUGUGUGCUGAUAUUCAUUAUGAUAGUCUCCUACUCGCUAUGAUCGUUUCCUGGGGAACAUUACAGGAUCUGAGAGGUAAUGGUUUUUGCAGAACAUUUCGGUUUUCAGUAUAGCAUUUUUUAUUUUCCAAGUUCUUCUCCUCCCUUAAACUGUACCAUCCUCAUUUGAUUCAUUUUUCUCACUAAACCGCUGUUUUUUCUUGCAAGACAUGUCAAGAUGUUUUUCACUCAAGAAGAAAAAAUGUAGCAUAUAAUUUCAAUUUGUGGGUUGAAUUAAGUCAUGGUUGUACAGAUGAGAAUUAUCUGUUUUCAGACUACCUGAAGCGUGAAUAAACGUGGAAUGUUCCCUUUGAGUAGUUUUAUUUCGAUGAACUUUCAUUACCUUAAAGUUCUAUAGCCUUCAAACAUAAGAGCAACAUAAUCAAGUCAAGCUGUAUGAUAGUUACGGAUAGUUGAAGCAGCAAAUUCAUAUAGAUAUGAUUACAGACUAUCAUUGUGUCUGUUAUGUUAAAAGAAUAACCUCCUAGAGGCAUUUGAUGUCUAGGGGGCAAGUGUGGAAGUUACAUUUCUUGUACAGGAGAUGGAAGCAAAUGCUGAGGACUCUGAUUUUCGGCCUUUUGUCUAUGCAAUACAAAUCUAUUUGGGCAUUGGUUUAACUUUGAUAAUGUGUAUGAACUGGUUAAUUCCAUGAUGUUGACAAUGAAGGUUCUUGAGUCUCAUGUUACUUUGAUGCUCACUUCAUUUGAUAGUGAAUGGAUGAAUUAAUGCGAAAGUUAUCAUUUUCUA
Molecule: messenger RNA, 3598 nt
Organism: Lotus japonicus
Lineage: Eukaryota; Viridiplantae; Streptophyta; Magnoliopsida; Fabales; Fabaceae
Product: putative pentatricopeptide repeat-containing protein At1g12700, mitochondrial
Exons: 3
Coding region: 176-1978 (600 amino acids)
Molecular function (GO): protein binding
Source: RefSeq, a predicted model, not a curated record